Messenger RNA from Prunus armeniaca (apricot), 783 nucleotides. NCBI's taxonomy places the organism in Eukaryota, Viridiplantae, Streptophyta, Magnoliopsida, Rosales, Rosaceae. The record is from the annotation of a GenBank genome assembly.
AUGGGGGUGAUCGUUGCGUUCGGUGUUGCCGAGGAAGGGGCGCCUUCCUACGAGCAGUUUUCCCAUCUUGUCGUGCCGACCUCCCAGAAGUCAUGGAGGAAUCGGUGGGUGCUUUUAUCUGGUGAUUGGGAAUCAUCAUCGGGACAGUCUGUCCGCUUACACAUCCCCACCUCCUUCCAAAUAGCCGAUAGGUCGACAUGCCGAUCGGUAGGGAAGCUGAAGCAACCGAGGCCAACUCAGUCAGAGAUUCAGCAGAUUGACAGAGUGAGGCUGAAGGCCCCUGCCGCUGAGAGGGUGUAUCCGAAGUUUCUCUUUACCGAGAAUCUCAUCAAAGCCCACCUUGUCAACCCUGUCGAUAUGAUAGACGCCAGAAAAGCCGCCGAAGCCAAGAGGAUGAAUGAGUCCCCCAAGAGGCGCCUUAUGAUGGGCCUGCAAGGGAAAAAGGCGAAACGGCAGGCAGAGACGGUACUGAUCCCAUCGGCAGGGGUUGAUCCUAAGAAUCAAACCCUCGCCAAUCGGCUGCGGCAACUCAAUGCCGAGCCCGUGCCCAGCAAGGCCGCCGAGGUUGUUGAGACGUCGGGGCGGGGACAGGCCUUUGAAGCCGGGGCCUCUAAAGCGGCGGGGAAGAGGCCCUUCAUGGUGGAUCUGGAUGCUGAGCCUGUGCCAAAGCGUGCGUGGCAAACGGAGCCGCCAAGGGCUAUCUUUGCUGCCCAGGAUGACUACAGUCCUGCCGAGCCGAUCAGCAUCACUUGUCGACGAAGGUCCAGUUUGAGAACCACAUGA